GCCUCUCCCAUCAUGAGAGGUCCGACCUAACCUAUUAUGCGUUAACAUUACAAGUUAGCGCGAUAUUCGUAAUCGUAAUUCGUAAACACAAAACAUAAUUUUUUGUUGCCGACGCCGUUGAAUUUACGCUGUAAUAUUUCGUCCUAAGGAAUUACUCUAAAAUGGACGACCAGAGCAUCACGUUAGAUGUUAACCCUAAAGCAUAUCCUUUGGCUGACCAACAGAUGACCACAAAAAUUUUGAACUUGGUUCAACAAGCAAUGAACUAUAAACAAUUACGUAAAGGAGCAAACGAAGCCACUAAAACAUUAAACAGAGGUAUUUCUGAAUUCAUCGUCUGUGCUGCAGAUGCAGAACCUUUAGAAAUUUUAUUACACUUGCCAUUGUUAUGUGAAGACAAAAAUGUGCCAUAUGUUUUUAUUAGAUCAAAACAAGCAUUAGGCCGAGCAUGCGGUGUUUCAAGGCCAGUCAUAGCGUGUUCUAUUACCACUGAUGAAGGUUCACAAUUGCGGCCACAAAUACAACAAGUUCAGACUGAAAUUGAAAGACUAUUGGUUUAAUUUUGUACACAUUUUUACAUUUAUAAUACUGAAUUGGAAAUAAUAAUAAUACUACAUCAUUCAAAUGUUUAAAGUAUGUUAUUAUUUUGUAAUAAUUACAUUUAUUAAUAUGAUAUAUUAAAUAAAUACAUUUCCUUCAAGUAGA
Molecule: messenger RNA, 705 nt
Organism: Metopolophium dirhodum (rose-grain aphid)
Lineage: Eukaryota; Metazoa; Arthropoda; Insecta; Hemiptera; Aphididae
Gene: hoip
Product: NHP2-like protein 1
Exons: 4
Coding region: 162-560 (132 amino acids)
Biological process (GO): ribosome biogenesis; maturation of SSU-rRNA; mRNA splicing, via spliceosome
Cellular component (GO): small-subunit processome; box C/D methylation guide snoRNP complex; U4/U6 x U5 tri-snRNP complex
Molecular function (GO): RNA binding
Source: RefSeq, a predicted model, not a curated record